AUGGUAAAGCUAUUCUGCCUGCUGGUUGGCGUGGCAGGGAGAUCCUUCGAGGUGACUCUAGACGGCAGCGAAGGCGGGGAUAGAGUCCUUGAGCUGACGGAGGCCAUCGCCAAGGCAAAUCCUGAUGAGGCCCUGAAGGUCUUUUUGGCGGUGAAGAACGGCGAGUGGCUGGGCGUGAAUUCAGAAGAUGUGAAGAAGCUGCGGAAGGGAGAGACAACUGCGUUUAUUGAAGAGCUGACUGAAGAGCUCGACCUAGAUACGGCGUCCUCCCUGUACGGACUACUGCAAACUGUGCCACAGCUUAUAUCCGCCGAUCAAAUUCACGUGCUGGUGAAGCUCCCCCAA
Molecule: messenger RNA, 345 nt
Organism: Phytophthora sojae
Lineage: Eukaryota; Oomycota; Peronosporomycetes; Peronosporales; Peronosporaceae
Exons: 2
Source: RefSeq, a predicted model, not a curated record